Messenger RNA from Encephalitozoon intestinalis ATCC 50506, 3318 nucleotides. RefSeq names its product chromosome segregation ATPase. Lineage: Eukaryota; Fungi; Microsporidia; Unikaryonidae. Gene Ontology annotation, biological process: chromosome organization. Gene Ontology annotation, molecular function: ATP hydrolysis activity; protein binding; ATP binding. The transcript has a single exon. The record is from RefSeq and is a predicted model, not a curated record. Gene Ontology annotation, cellular component: chromosome. The coding region runs from base 1 to 3318 and encodes 1105 amino acids.
AUGAAUCUAAGGCUAGAAUCGAUAACAAUCCACAACUUCAAAAGCUACAAAGGGACCCAUGUGAUCCAAGGCCUGGAUCCAAGGUUCACGGCGGUAGUUGGGGCAAAUGGCUCGGGGAAGAGCAACAUAAUAGACAGCAUUCUUUUUGUGCUUGGGUUCCGAGCCCGAAGGAUGCGUCAUUCGUCGAUGGCAGGCUUGAUCUAUAGUGGAGACGGAAACCAAGACAUGUGUUAUGUAGAGCUAGGAUUCAACAAGUUCCAAAUAAGGAGAGAGGUUUCCUUGGCAGGAAGGACUAGGUAUUUUGUGGAUGGAGAAGAGGUACCUUGUACUAUGGUGGAGUCUUUGCUCAAGAGCGAGGGUGUUGAUAUGGAGCACAAUAGGUUUUUGAUACUACAAGGAGAGAUCGAGAAUAUUGCUAUGAUCAAGCCCAUGGAUGGUGGUUUGCUGGAAUAUCUUGAGGAUGUAAUUGGGACUGGAGAAUACAAGGCAGAGAUUGAAAAGGAAGAAAGUGAGCUCCGAAGGGUCUCUGAGGAAUGUGAAAGCAAGUCGGCAGCACUGAAGUUCUAUGAGAAGGAAUACAAACAUAUUGAAAGAAAGCAGGAGGAGUGUCUGAGGACAGCCAAAAGAAGAGCUGAAUGCCUGUGUCUGGAUCGGGAUUUACAUCUUCUCUUUUCAGAAAGAGGGAAAAAGAAGCUAGAAGGGCUUCUGUUGGAAAAAAAGAAGAUUGAAGAAGAUCUUCAGGUCCUUGAAAAGAAGAAUAAAGAGAAUGGAGGCAAGCUUGAGGUACUGGAAGGGAAAGGAGCAAAUGCAAGAGUUUCGGCUCGAGAAGCCGAGGAGAGGUUUUUGAAGGCGAGAAAAGAAUACCAGAGAGCAGAAAGACGAAAUAAAAUGAUGGAAGAGGACCUGGAGAGGGAGUCAAAGCGUAUUGAGGAGUUAUCUCGUGAGAUUUCUGAAAUCAGGUGUCUGGAAGAUAAAAGGCAAAAGGAGGGGCUUAAAUGGACAGAGGAAAUUAAUCGAAAUGUGGAAGAGAUCUCUAGAUGUAGUGAAUUAAGCGAGAAGCUCCGAAGUGAAAUUGGAGAAGGACAGAGAAGGAUUGAGAAGGAGGCCAGAAAGAGUAUUGAAGAGAUUUACAGAGAAGAAGAGCGGAUGAUGAAGCUUCUCAAGAGGAAAGGAGAGAUUGGAGAGAAACAACGAGAAUCGGAAUCUCGAUUAGGAAUUCUGAUGUCGAGGAAGGAGGAGAUUUUGAGAAGGGUUGGGGACAUCGAUGGCAGGCUAUCGAAAAUGGAUGAAGGAAAAAUAGAAAUGGGAAGGUCUGAGGAGGAAAUUAGCAGGGAGAUUGAAGAGAUUGAGAGGGAUCUGGCGAAGACAAGAAAGGAAAUGAGUAGAAGAAUGCAAAGGGCUGAAGAGCACAGAGAAAACGAGGAGACAAGUUGGAAGGAGAGAGAGAUUCUAAGAAGUAUUGAGCAUGUGAAAGGAGUCUAUGGAAGGCUAAGUGAUCUUGGGUCUGUGGAGUCCCAAUAUGAUAGGGCAUUCAGGAUUGCAGGAAAGGGAUUGAACAGCAUAGUUGUUGAUACAACAUGCACUGCAGAAGAGUGUAUUUCCAUAAUAAAAAGUCUGGGACUUGGGAGAGCUACAUUUAUAAUAUUGGACAGGAUUUCCUCGGAGCCUAGCCUUCCUAAGGAGUCUGUGCCUUAUCUGUACAAUCUUGUCAAGUGCCCAAAGGAGUUCCGAAAGUGCUUUUAUUUUGCUCUGAAAGACACACUUGUAUGCGAAGGAUUGGAAGUGGCCGAGAGGCUUGCAUUUGGAAAGACAAGAAAAAGGGUUGUGACGAUUGAUGGAAAGCUUAUUGAGAAGAGUGGAGUCAUGAGUGGAGGAAAAGGGAACGGAAGGAUAAAAAGCAUUGAAGAGCUUGAGAAGGCGUGCUUGAAGAUGAUGGAGCUGAAGAAGAAGAAAGUUUCGGAGAUGGAUAUGGUUAGAGACUUGAAGGAAAGAGGAGCCCUAUGGAAGACCCGAGAAAGACUUGCUUCGGACUUAGAGGAAGUGUGCCGGGAGAUUGGGAGAGUAGAGAAGAGGAUCAAUCGAAAAGAGAUAGAGGAUAUUGAAGUAGAGAUUGAGAAGAUUAAGAAAAAAGUGUCUUCUCUCCGAGAGGGAAUUGAGAGUCUUACCGACAUGGAGACCCGUAGGAAGAAAGAAAACCUUCGAAAUCUUAACGAGAGGAUUGAGGUGUUUGAAAAGAGAAACCUUGAACUGAGACUGCAUCUUGAAAGCAGUGGAUCAGGGGAGCUUCGAGAAAAAGAGCUGGAGGUUGAAAGAAGAAAAAAAGACUUUGAAAGAAUCAGCAUCGAAGAUAUUUCAGGAAUGAAGAGCAAGAUGAUUGAAUGUGAAAGGGAAUAUAAAGAAUGUGCAGAAAGGUUGAGGGGGAUAUUGAAGGAGAUUGCAAACGUGAAAGCCUCUCUUGGAAACGACUACCAUAUGGAAAUUGACCUGAAGAACAGGUUGGAUGAUGCUUGCGAUAAGAUUGAGGAGUGGACACAGAGGAUUAAGGAGAGCGAGACAAAAAUAGCUUCUCUUGAGGAAGAAUCCAAGAAGUAUAUGAGGAUAUGCAGGCUUGAAAUCCAUAGUACAGUCAAGGUUGAGGAAAUGAACGAAGAGGAAAUUGAUCGGACAAUAGGAAGGAUCGGUGGCACGGUGGCAAGACUUAAAGGCGAAGAGAUUGGAGAGAUUGAUCUAGAUGUGUUUGAAGAUUGUGAGAGGGCAAGGGUGGAAUACGAGAAGGCAAAGGGGGAACAUGGAUGGUUUGAAUCUCGGCAGAAGGAGAUCAAGGAGUCACUUGAGUAUCUGAAAAAGAAGAGGUACGACGAGUUUAUGAAAGGAUUUACUCAAGUAUCUGAAAACCUUAAGGAGAUUUAUAAGUCGAUUACACAUGGGGGAAACGCAGAAUUGGAAUUAGUUGACCAUCUUGAUCCGUUUAGCGAGGGGGUGGUUUUGAGUGUAAUGCCACCUAAGAAGAGCUGGAAGAACAUUGGGAAUCUGAGUGGAGGGGAAAAGACACUCAGUAGCCUUGCACUUAUUUUUGCACUCCAUAAAUUCAGGCCAUCCCCGUUCUAUGUUAUGGAUGAGAUAGAUGCGGCUUUGGACUACAGAAAUGUAGGAGUGAUAUCCCACUUCAUCAAGGAGAUGUCCAGGACAGCCCAGUUUCUUGUGAUAAGUCUGCGAAGUGACAUGUUCGAGCUCAGCGAAACCCUCCUUGGAGUGUAUAAGGCAAACAAUGCUUCUCAAUCUCUGAUUGUAAACAUAGGCAAGCUUGCAGGCCAAUAA